ACGCCGAGACCUGGCGUUCAAGGCUGUCCAUGUAUUCGGGGAAGGUCUCCCAGUCCCAGCGCAUUCCCUGGCGCAUGGACUCCAGGGGUAUGGCCUCGAUGCGGUUCAUCAUCCGCAUGUUCAGGUCGCGGUCUUCCGGCGGGUGGGGGCGAAGCCAAAGCCGCACUGGCCCACAGGUCAGGAGGAAAACCGAAUUGGCCGGAGAGGGAGGCGUAGGGGUCCCAGUUGAGCUGAGCGUCAUAGUGGGUGUGCAGGUCCACAGCGCCUGGGGCGACGAUGCAGCC
Messenger RNA from Geodia barretti, 284 nucleotides. The record is from the annotation of a GenBank genome assembly. NCBI's taxonomy places the organism in Eukaryota, Metazoa, Porifera, Demospongiae, Tetractinellida, Geodiidae.